Messenger RNA from Sciurus carolinensis (gray squirrel), 777 nucleotides. It is a transcript of the gene Bola1, whose product is annotated as bolA family member 1. Bases 99 to 512 code for a protein of 137 amino acids. The transcript is spliced from 2 exons. NCBI's taxonomy places the organism in Eukaryota, Metazoa, Chordata, Mammalia, Rodentia, Sciuridae. The record is from RefSeq and is a predicted model, not a curated record. Gene Ontology annotation, cellular component: mitochondrion.
CCCAUCGUACCUCAGGAAACCCUGACUACGUCGCCGCAGAACUUCGGGAGUGCAAGUUCUCACCUGGAGCUGCGAUAGCGGAGUCUUGGCUGCAGCGGAUGCUGAGUGGGCUUCGGUUCCGGCGCCUGGUCUCCAUGGCCACCCGCGUUUGUUUGUCCCGCGGUAGCGCGGGAUCCGGGGCCGUCGGUCCGGUCGAGGCAGUCAUUCGCGCGAAGUUGGAGCAGGCCCUGAACCCCGAGGUGCUCGAGCUGCGCAACGAGAGCGGCGGCCACGCUGUCCCACCAGGCAGCGAGACACACUUCCGCGUGGCAGUAGUGAGCUCUCGUUUCGAGGGACUGAGCCCCCUGCAACGACACCGGUUGGUCCACGCAGCGCUGUCGGAGGAGUUGGCUGGGCCAAUCCAUGCUCUGGCCAUCCAGGCACGGACACCGGCCCAAUGGAGGGAGAACCCUCAGUUGGACACAAGCCCCCCCUGCCUGGGUGGAAGCAAGAAAACUCGAGGAACUCCCUGACACCAACGAAGGGAGAGGACAAGGAACCGAAUGGGAUGGAUGAGAGUAAACCAGUAAACUACUACCUCGGUACUGUGACUUUUAAGGGUGAAGGCACAUGCGUCCCAUUCUGUUGGCACAUACAUAUUUCCCAAAGAUAGCAACUCAUUGCAUAUCAGAGUUGAAUUGUUACUAAGGAAUUACAUCAGUCCUGGUGAGUUGGAAACAGUCCUGUACAUUAAAAGAGAAAUCACCAUAUGAAGAGCAUUGCUGUGUUCUUAAGGUA